This is a messenger RNA of Neofelis nebulosa (Clouded leopard), 2545 nucleotides long. RefSeq names its product sperm microtubule associated protein 1 (gene SPMAP1). Lineage: Eukaryota; Metazoa; Chordata; Mammalia; Carnivora; Felidae. The transcript has 3 exons. The coding region runs from base 1982 to 2446 and encodes 154 amino acids. The record is from RefSeq and is a predicted model, not a curated record.
AGGCCCAGAUUGCAGAGCCUGCUUGGGAUUCUCUCUGUCCCUUCCCCACUCUAAACUUAAAAAAAAAAAAACUUCAAAACCUUAAAAGAAAAAAUAAAGGUGAUGGGAUGAUACCAGCACAGUGGGUGUAAAUCUUGGCAAAUUCUACUUGAAGGAACUGGACAUUGGCUUUUGUUUUUGUUUUUAAGAGAGAAUCUAAAGCAGGCUCCACAUUGAGUGUGGAGCCCUACACUGGACUCAAUCUCACAACCAUGGCAUCAUGACCUGAGCUAAAAUAGAGUUGGAUAUUCAACCAACUGAGCCACCCAGGUGCCCCUGUAACUUUUCUUUCUAAACCAUGAGAAGAUUUAUGUGAUGUUUCAAGGCCUGAGGAAAAAUGACCUUUUGGCAGGUUUGGGUCAAUAGUGUGGCCUAAAGAUGUUGGAAUAGGCUUUUUAGAUUGAGCUUUGUGUUCAUGCAUCUUAUUUUCAGAUUAACAGUAUUCUGGAAAUACCCAGCCUUAAGUGUUCUCUUGUAAGGCUAGAGAUGAGAGGAUGUAAGGACCCCAGCACAUACUCAGUAAGAUUACCCUUUUGUCAUGGAAUGUAUUAAAGUAGUGGUCCUCAACCUGAGGAGUUAAAAAGACAUGUACAGGCAAUAUCACAGGCCAAUUAAGUCAGAUUAUAGAGGUAGGACCCAGGCCUCAGUACCUUUUAAAGAUUCCCCAGGAGAUUCCAAGGUGCAGCAGCCAAGAUUGAGAUCUGGUGCUGUCUAGACUGAGCCUAUCUUGUUUGAGAAAUACGUUCAGAAGUUUAAAACAGACCUGUCUUCCUCCUGCCCCCUAUCCUCCAGCCUGGUGAGAUUGAAGUCUUUGACAUGACGUGAGAUGUAAAAUUAAUCCUUUUUAUCCUGUUGUGUGAACUCUACAUGUGAAAUUUCUCACCUUCAAAUAGGAGUGAGGGCUGGGUCUCUUCCCUUCCUUGUCUUAGGUCUUACAUGUUCUGCCUGGGUCCAUUUCAAGUUGUAACAGAGUAGACUCAAACUAUAGACAUUAACCUAUAGUUUCAGGUUUCUAGGAAUUUGCCUUUCAUGGUAUAGAAACCUUAGCUAUGCUGAGUAUUGCCAGAAUUAGUGGUUUUCUGCGUAUAGAUAACAAGCAACCUUUUCUAAUACACGUGCCUUCAUAUAGUGACUAUAAAAGACUUCUGAUCCUGUUGUCUCGUGUAGGAUAAUAGCAUCUCAGAGUUGGGUGUGAGGAGUAGUUUGAUGGUUAAACCAUCUGUGCAAGGGCUUCAAGGGGAAUAGUUGAAGAAGGAAAUAAAAAUCACCUGUAGUCACAACAACUAGAGGAAAUCAUUGUUUAUGGUUUGCUAUAUCCUGUCACAUACACAAAAAAAAUUAGCCAGGGGAUAAUGUGUCAACCUGCUGGUUUCUUGUGGUUUUUUUUUUUGUUUUGUUUUGUUUUGUUUAAGCUGGAGGAGGAAUACUAGCUGAUGGAAAUAAUUGGGUUGGGUGGGGAGAAGUGCUUUAAGAGGACUUCCUGGAAGUCAGGAGACCUGAAUUCUGGCUCUGGAUCCACCACUAAGUGGGUGUAGGGAAUAUCCCAAUGUUUCUUGAGCUUCAAUUCCCACUUGUGUAAAAUGAGAGUCGGAAGUAGAUGCUAUCCGAACUUUCUGAUCAUUCUGGGUACAAACAAGCUUCCCAAGGAGAAGGAGUUUGGGAAAUGUAUAUAGGGGGGCGGGGCCCAGUUGCGUUCACACUGCCCACGUUCUGUAAUCCCCCUCUUCAAUAUCCAACUCCUCUUGCGUGGUCUCCUGUUGGUCAUCCUGCACCUCACGGCCACGCAAGCAACUUCCCUCACAGCCCUAGGAGCCUACCCUAUUAGAUGGGGCCAUAGGGUUUGUGUCGCAGGAGUCUUUGACACGUCACAAUGCGCAGGGGAGCCCCUACCUAGGGCCCUCAAUUCCCACCAGAAAGGCCCUCGGAGGCUGUAGUGGUUGGGAUGUCGCGCGUGUGCGAGUGUCCUCUGCGGCUGGAAAAGGGCUUCAUCUUGGAUGGUGUGGCCGUGAGCACCAUGGCCCGCACCUAUGAGCGCCUGAGGCCCAAGGUCUGGUCGGCGAUUCCGCCCUACAACGCUCAGCAGGACUACCACGCCCGCCGAUACUUCCGGAGCCGCGUGGUUCCGCCAGUGCUGCGCCGGACUGAACAGGAUCUCGGGGGCACAGGCAGGGAUGGCUGGAUAGUGGAUUAUUUCCACAUCUUCGGGCAAGGACAGAGAUACCUGAACCGGAGAAACUGGGCAGGGGCAGGGCAUUCCCUCCAGCAGGUGACAGGGCAUGAUAACUACAAUGCUGAUCUGAAAAUGAUCAACGGGUUCAAUGGUCGGUAUGGCUAUCGCAGGAACACCCCAGACCUCCGCCAGCGCCCAUCGGUCUUUGGAGAGGUCACCCGAUUCCCUCUCUUCUGACAGCAUCUCUUCCCUUCCCACCCCUUGACCUGAAUAGAAGACAGAUGUUUAGAUGAUCUCUCAAUUCUAUUUUUAUAUAAACAGUGAUGUUAUUGUGCC